GCGCAGAAGGGCAACUCGUGGCCAAGUUGGACGGGUCCAGCUGUUGCGCUGCGUUUUCGUUGAGACCUUUUGGUUAAAAGGUUCAGUGAAAGUAACUGAACGGCGUCUAAAAGGCGUUUAUAUUUUAGCUAGCCCUUGUGCACUUGAAGCGCACCGCCAAAAGGACAGCAACAGGAAUGUUCAACUGUUCUGUAGAAUACAGGGACUCUAAAAAGGACAUCACUUUCCCACACACGCCAAGUUUUAACGAACUACGGGAAUGUGUGUGCAAGGCCCACUCUAUUGCAGACAGAAACUCUAUUGAGCUGAGGUUGGCAGUGGACGAUGAAACUGUGCUGCAAAGCGAUGAGGACGUAAACCGCUUACUGAACGGAGACAUAACAGAGGUUUCUUUAGUUGUCAUGGAUCAGGAAGGCGACGAGUCGGGGGAUGAAUUUGUGGUUGUCAGCAAAGAUGUGGUUGAGGAUGCCUGUAUAGUAACCGCAACGGAUGCAGUUGGUUCAGAGCACGACCCUACCGCGCCAGAUAGCGGGGACAAGGCCGUUCUGAGCAACAUUCUCCGUGCUCCGCUGUUGGUCGAUGCUGAUGAAGGCGAAUGCGAGAAAUGCGAGUUGGUGGCAGAGGAGAUACCAGCAGAACCGCAUAUUGGGGAGCGUGGAGCGACGGAAGCGAUAAGGGAUGCACUAUCCAGUAAUGAAGACGAGCACGAGGGCACAUCUGCAAAGCAUAAUCAAUCUGACGAGGCUUCGGCCGGGAUAUCAGGAACCAGCGAGGUCAAGGAAUCAUCUAAUUCUUUUGACAGCUUCCUCUGCGAGGUUCAGCCUUUGAUCGACACUUUGCUAACCAAACUGGAAUCUAACCCUCAACAUCUUUCGCGCCUACAAAUGCACAUGAACUCGACACUGGCAAACCGAAACUGGGGAAUUACUGUUCUUCCAAAUGCAUCGCCGCAAGUACGACCAGGAUCGUCUGCAUCCAAUCGGACAUCGACAUCCGAAAUGCAGACCCAUCCAGUGGUAAAGUGGAAUUCUGUAAUCUGUGAUGGCUGUGAAAGGCGUCACUUUACAGGACCUCGAUACAAAUGCUUAAGCUGUCCGGACUAUGACCUCUGUGGCCGCUGUUUCGAAAACAGACGAGACGUGCACGAUACUGCUCAUGGCUUUGAAGAACUGAAAAAUGUCAAGGAUGUAUGGGUUGGAGUAUCAUGUGAUGGUUGCGGAAGACGUGGGUUUGCGGGAAAGAGGUACAAAUGCUCAGAAUGCCGACACUAUGAUCUCUGCGAAAAUUGCUAUAGUUCUCUCCGCACUUCUACCCUCCACGUCCCGUGGCACACGUUCACAGCUCUUGAUCCCACCUCAUACCCUAGAUCUACGCGCCCGUUGACGACACGGUAUGAUGAGAUAUUCAUCUAAGCUGUGUAGCUAGGGGAGGCCAAAAGCGGGCAUAUUGGGAGAUUGCAUUGCUGUAACCAGUUUAACGGUUGCAUGGUUCCUCAUAUUUUGGUUUUAGCAUCUGUACAGGGGAUGUAGCUAGUUAGCAUCUCAUGUAGGAAUUCUGUGUAUAUUGAUUUCAGUGUAUAUCUGUUGUUUGGUGUCCAUGCUCUGGAUCAAAAAAUAUCACUUAUUGCAUGGUA
Messenger RNA from Spizellomyces punctatus DAOM BR117, 1633 nucleotides. RefSeq lists its product as uncharacterized. The transcript is spliced from 3 exons. Gene Ontology annotation, molecular function: zinc ion binding. Lineage: Eukaryota; Fungi; Chytridiomycota; Chytridiomycetes; Spizellomycetales; Spizellomycetaceae. The coding region runs from base 177 to 1412 and encodes 411 amino acids. The record is from RefSeq and is a predicted model, not a curated record.